AAAAUUUAAUUAAUGAAAAGAAUCCUAAUUUGCUUGCUUUUUAUAUCUUUAAUCUCUUGCAGAGCAGUAAAUCUCCUAGAAAAUGACAAAAAGCCUGCUGAUCCUGCUAAAAAAGAUGAUACUAAAAAAGUAGAACCUAAGAAAGAAGAGCCUAAGAAAGAUGCUGCUAAAAAAGAAGAACCGAAGAAAGAAGAACCUAAGAAAGAAGAGCCCAAGAAAGAUGAUGCCAAAAAAGCAGAGCCUAAAAAAGAAGAGCCCAAGAAAGAUGAUGCCAAAAAAGCAGAGCCUAAGAAAGAAGAGCCCAAGAAAGAUGAUGCUAAAAAAGAAGAGCCUAAGAAAGAUGAUGCUAAGAAAGCAGAGCCUAAGAAAGAAGAGCCCAAGAAAGAUGAUACUAAAAAAGAAGAGCCUAAGAAAGAUGAUGCUAAGAAAGCAGAGCCUAAGAAAGAAGAGCCCAAGAAAGAUGAUGCCAAAAAAGAAGAGCCCAAGAAAGAUGAUACUAAAAAAGAAGAGCCCAAGAAAGAUGAUGCUAAGAAAGAAGAGCCUAAGAAAGAUGAACCUAAGAAAGAUGAUGCUAAAAAAGAAGAACCUAAGAAAGAAGAGCCCAAGAAAGAUGAUGCCAAAAAAGAAGAGCCUAAGAAAGAUGAUGCUAAAAAAGAAGAGCCUAAGAAAGAUGAGAAGAAAGAUAAAAAGAAAGAAGAAAAGAAAGAAGAAAAGAAAAAGGAUGAACCAGAAUAAACUCUUGAAGAAAAGAAAUUCAGAUCAUGUAUUGAAGAAAAAUGUGGAUCAUAUGCUAAAAAUUGCAACAAUGAUUGUAAUUCACAAUUAGCAAAAUGCAAGGAUGUAGCUUACGUUUCCGGUUAUUAAGCUGUAAGAUUAUAUGAAUUAAUUUUAGUAUUUAGAUUGCAUUUCUGGUAAUAAGCCUGCAGUAGCUCUACUUGAUUGUGUCUAAUCUAAAUGCUUGUAGUGAAGAUAUUUUACAUUUAUACAAAUUCAUA
This is a messenger RNA of Paramecium sonneborni, 995 nucleotides long. The record is from the annotation of a GenBank genome assembly. NCBI's taxonomy places the organism in Eukaryota, Ciliophora, Oligohymenophorea, Peniculida, Parameciidae.